This is a messenger RNA of Anopheles gambiae (African malaria mosquito), 4884 nucleotides long. RefSeq names its product transcription factor E2f1 (gene E2f1). The record is from RefSeq and is a predicted model, not a curated record. The coding region runs from base 1840 to 4257 and encodes 805 amino acids. NCBI's taxonomy places the organism in Eukaryota, Metazoa, Arthropoda, Insecta, Diptera, Culicidae. Gene Ontology annotation, biological process: regulation of transcription by RNA polymerase II. The transcript has 8 exons. Gene Ontology annotation, molecular function: protein dimerization activity; DNA-binding transcription factor activity, RNA polymerase II-specific; RNA polymerase II cis-regulatory region sequence-specific DNA binding. Gene Ontology annotation, cellular component: RNA polymerase II transcription regulator complex.
GAGCGGGGCCGCUAUAGUGAUGGUCCGUGUCGAUGCCGCGACGAUCCUUCCGUUCUCGCUGGGCGGAUAAUUCCUCGUCAACGUUCGAUCGAAGCAACCCGCCCGUCUACCGUCGUGCAUAGGAAAAGCACUUUUCCGGCCACCGAAGAGUGGGUGUGCAAUUUUAAUUUCGCAAUAAUUAAUGCUGUUGUGCCCGCUGUUUAGUUGUGGAAAGUGACAUUAAACAAACAAUACACAGCCGAUACUCGUAUACGCAAAAAGUGCGCUUGGGUGGAAAGUUGACGGUUCUCGGCUUCUCGGCGUACGCGUACGUGUGUCAUCGAGGCGGACGACAGCGCGAGCACAACGCAUAUACAGCCAGCAGAAGCAGAAGCAGCAACAGCAGCAGUAGCAGCAGCAGCAGCAGCAGCAGCAGCAGCCCAGAUUAGGUUCAAUGGGUCUGAAUGUUUAGAGGGACACAAACACACACACAAAUCCGUGUUCUUCCCUCUUCGAGUGCAAAGUGAAUGUGGCGAACGAUUAGAAAAAGGGCUUUGAAAUUGGAAUUUUCUCCCCCCAAAAACCGGGCCUAUCAUCAUAACGCCCCCCCCCCCCCCCCCUCCCCUCAAUGGCACUCUGAAGUGAGGGAGCGUAGCCGAGCUGUUUCCUGGUGGGAAAAAUCGCCGUAAAGGGUAAGUGAAAUUCCGUGCCCACUGUGGCGCUCUCCAUCACUUUUUGUUUCGAUAAUGGCGCCCCCGGUCCGAGCUGCCAAUGAAUAGAUGCUGACGACGAUGAUGAUGAUGAUAAUGAUGAUGGUGAUGAUGAUAGAAGAAUACAAGUAGUGCAAAGUCAGACACUUCCCGCUAAGCAGCAUCAGCAGCAGCAGCAGGGGCGGCCGUGUCGAGGUUUUCGCUGGCUGUCAAGCACAAAACGUCGAACGCCGCGCGACAGCGAAAAGAACGUGAGCGCACCCACUUGUGCGUCGCCGUGUGUGCGGCGUAGUUUUUAUAAGGGUAGGAAAAAACCUGCCAACCAGUGAAAAAGCCCACCUUUUUUUCCCGACCGCACCGAAUUGGCCAGUUGGAAAAUCCGAGCACAUCGACAACAAACGCGCCUCGAGGCAUGUGUGUGUGGAAGGUUUUUUGAAGAAGGAAUAGACCGUCCCAGACACGCAACCCACCACGAACGACACGGUACGCAUAUUCUGAUCGAGAGCAGCUGGAAGGGGAGCGAUCACUAAUGAAUGAUCGAAUUGUGCAAGCAGCAGCAACAGCAGCAGCAGCAGUUGUGUAGUAAAAGCCACAGAAUGCCUUCAGUUUACGCUCGCUGAAUCGCCGCUGCCCCUCCCCCGGGUAUUAGCUCUAGGAAAGACACACGCCAGUAGUGUACAAAAACAAAAACAAACAAAAAACUUAAUCCCGCCGACAUCUGGACUCCUCCCAACCCCCAACCAAAGUCAAAGUUUUGCAAGUAUGGUGUGAGUGCAACGUGCAAGUACAGUGCAAUUCUGAACCGCGCGCUUGUCUCGUCCGUCAGUGUGCGUGUGUGUGUGGGCAGGCGAGGGCAGGAUACGGUGAGGGUGGGUGAAAAAAGGUCCUGCUUCCUUCGACACCACAAACUUUCCACUCAUCCACACACAAACACUCCCCUUUGUGUGGCGCAGAAGGGGGUGCGUGCGCGCGCGCUCACUCGCACGUCCAGUUUUGCUGUAUGGGCAUGGUGUGGUGGUGGCCUACGUUGGUCUAUGUAUGACAUUGGCGAGAGGAAGGAGACGUGUGUAUCAUCCCGUGUCCCGUGAAAGCGAGCGGCAGCAAGAAACGCGGUGAGAACACUAGUGCGCGCUCCGCACCGUUCCGGAAGAUGUACGCGAAGCAGCAAACAAAGGUCGCUGGUGGAGGAGGAGGAGCAGUAGGUGGUGGUGGUGUUGGUGUUGGUGGUAGACAAAGUAUAAAGGCUGAGUAUCAAGCCGGUGGCAAGGCGGCGAGUGGCGGUGUGGCCGGUGCCGAGCGUCGGGCCAGUACGGUUUACGCGCGGAAAGCGUCGGUGGUCAGCAACAGUAGUGACGUGUCGAACGAUGACUACGAGGAGGUCAAGCCGGACCUGCACGUUAGCUCGCACCUGCUCGACCACGGGUACGGGUGCGGGGUCGUGGGGGGUACGUUCACGACCGUGCCGGUAAUAUCCAUCCCGCCGGCGCAUCCCAAACAAUCGCAGCAUGCUGCAGCAACCGAGCAGCAGCAGCAGCAGCAGCGUGGCCAUCAACACACUAGUAGUAACGUUAGCAGUAGAAACAAUCACUCCAACGGCAGGAGCAGCCAUCAUCACAGUAGUACGCCCACUUCAACCACCAUGCCAUCAUCGUCCUCAACGACAACCUCACGCAGCGGGGGCAAGCAGCAGCAACAGCAACAGCAGGAGCAGCAGCAGAAUGCGACCCAGCAGCAACAGAACCACCACGGCAGUGGCAAGCACAACGCGGCCGAUCCACCGAUCACCAACUUUUUCAGGGCCAUCAAACGAUCGUCACAAUCGUCGAGCAUAUCUCCCACACCGGCCAAAAUAGCGAAGAGCAGCAAUGGCAGCAGCAUGAAGACGCCCAACUCCACCUGCUCCACGCCCACAUCGUCAAUAUCGUCCUCUUCGUCCAAGAAGCGCUACUCGGAACGAACUAGGUACGACACGUCGCUGGGGCUGCUGACGAAAAAGUUCAUCGAUCUGCUGAACGAGUCGCCGGACGGGGUGGUCGAUCUGAACAUCGCGUCGACGAAGCUGAAGGUGCAGAAGCGGCGCAUCUACGACAUCACCAACGUGCUCGAGGGCAUCGGCAUGCUGGAGAAGAAGUCGAAGAACAACAUCCAGUGGAAGUGCGGCAACACGGUGUGCAAUAUCGAUCGCAACACGCGGGUGCAGCGCGAACGGUACCGGUUGCAGCAGAAGGAAAACAUGCUGGACGAGAUGAUCGUGGAGCUGCGAACGGCCACGAACGAGGAGAUGGCGCACACGAAGCAAGGCUACUUUACCUGUCAGGAUCUGAGCUCGCUGGAGAUGUUCCGCGAGCAGACGAUCGUUGUUAUUAAGGCACCACCAGAGGCUAAACUGGAGUGGAUGAACGAGAAAAUGCAACGAGAAAUUGUGCUAAAAUCUGAGAAGGGAGAGAUCGACGUGUUUAUCUGUCCAACGGACGAGCCCGGCGCCGUCGACAGUCCGGCAGUGAUCGCCGGCGACCCGCUGCUGGAAAACUUCGAGCCCGUACUGUCGCCCUUCCAGCGAGUGGACAAAACUUCCAGUCCAAGGCGUGGUGCAGCAAACCCGUCCCCGUACGCGGCACAGCGCAAUCUCAACCGUGCAUUGUUCGAGGAAGGGUCUGUGAUGAAGAGCGAACCGGCGGAAGGUGGUGCCAGCGAGAGCAGCAUACACUCGGCCGUUGCGUCUCUGUUCAACCUGUCCGGCAGCAGCGUGCCGCAGAAGGUGGUGGUGCAUGCCGAGCGGUACGAACUGCCGCUGGGCAGUAGCGGUAGCCCGCUGGCCUCAUCCAGCAGUACGUCCGGUGCGGGCGAUUGUAGUACCAGCAGCUACUACCAACACCACCACCACCCAUCCACUGCUGUUGCUGCUGCGGUGGCAGAUCCAUCCGAGUUGCAUUUCGAUGCUAGUCAGACAACGACGACGAUGAUCGGGUCCGCGGCGACAACGUCCAAGACUGGCGUGAGAGUUAAAUCCGAACAUGUGCCUGAUAGUAGUAAUAGUAGAAGUAGCGAAAUGCUACCACCGUCCGCCAUCUCGGCGGACAGUGGCGUGUUCGUGUGGGGUGACGGCGUGAUGGACGGCGACGAGCAUCAUCAUCAUGGCACCACCAGGCACGAUGGCGGCGGUGGUGGUGGUUCCGGCAUGGCGACGUCGUCGUCGUCCUCCAGCUCGUCGUCCACCGUUUCGUCGUCCAUGCUGUCCGGUGGCGUGAUGGGCCAUCUGAACAACAAUCACAUCCACGGCGGCGGCGUCAAAGCGAUACCGGAGGAGAUCACUAACAAGAACGCAUCGCUGUCGGAUACAAAGCUGAGCCCGAACCUGUUCCAGUUCGAUUUUGGCAGCACGAUGUCGGCGCUAAAGCCGCCGAGCACCAAGUCCUCGCCGGAGAAUCUGCACCAGCGCUACGGCCUGUCGGAUUUCGACGCAAUGCAUGAUCUGGACAUUUUCCUACCGCUGGAACCGACCGCCGACUACAAUCUGUCCCUAAACGAAUCGGAGGGUGUGUUCGAUUUGUUCGAUUUCAACUCAUAAAGCUGGUAGAGGCGGCCGCUCUAGCCGCACAGAGUUGCCAGCACAACAAACACCGGGCCGGCGCCGCCUACUGUGCGCUGUGCAGCAAGGCAGCGUUGUUAAAAGGAUAUUCGCAGGCUGGCGCAACUCCGGCAAAGGCGGGUAAACACGCGCGCGCGGCCACAUUCAUUUGUCAAACCUUACAAAACCGAUACGCUUUCACCUAUAGUAUGCGCAGCAGCGAGCGCGCAUCCACUGCUACCGUUUGUAGCAGCAGCAGUAGCAACAGUAAAGCAUAUUAUCAUCAUUACAAGCGGGGGGAGAGCACGCCGCAGAGCGCGUGCGUGUAACGAAAUUGGCACAAAACAAACGGUGUUAAAUUAGGAUUUUUUUUAUGAUUAGAAAUGCAGGCUAAGGAUAGUAAUUUUAAGGCAAUUAGUGUUUUUUUUCUUCGAAUUAGCAUUACUUUAAACGAAUCCUUAUCACCAAGCGCGUGCGUAUGUGUGUGUGUGCGCAUACAUAACCGCUCCACAAUUUUAAAGCACUCCUCCCCGGUGGGGGGUAGCAGCAUAUGCAAAUAUGCGCGACGAAAGGCUCUUUUUUAAGUUUGCAAACAAAGUGUGCAGGUGCAUUAUUAAAACCAAACAA